UCCACUGCUCUGUGAGCCAGGCAAAGAUAGUUUAUCUUCCUGCUUGACUGCCUACCAUGAAUUCUUGGAUCAGAAGGGACUGGAUUUGGGGACGGUUUGAUCCAUGGUCAUGACCAACCUAGACCUCAUGACAUCAACUUGAUCUGGAUACUUGAAAAAAAGGUGUGAAUGACUCGAGGUCACUAUGACACUGUCAAAUGGGAUCUUGAGUUUGAAAUAAAGGUGAGAGAAUAUCUCCAAGAGACAGCAUAUGGACUAAUCUUUGCAAUCCGUCUUCUCACCAUGUAUUCAAGUCUGCAUAGCCUCAUUCUACUGCUCUCCUGCCUGCACUAUGUGCAGGGGGAAAGAAUCCUAGGCGCAUAUAUUUUCCAAAGACAUGGCGAUCGGACUGCAAAGGCGAAUCCACCAACGCUUCUGACAGUGCUGGGAUACAAUGAAGUGUUCAUCACCGGUAGCUAUUUUCGUCGCCGAUAUCUCUCAUCAAGCUCCUCUCUUCAAAUCUCGGGAAUCAGCGAACAUAUCGUUAACCUGUCACAUAUCACUGCGUCCGCACCGGCCGAUACAGUCAUCCGGAAUAGUGCCACAGGCUGGCUCCAAGGUCUCUACCCCCCUGUUGGAACAGCGAUCGAGACUCUUCGAGACGGGUCAAUCGUCAACUCACCGAUGAAUGGAUACCAGCUCAUCCCUAUUUCCUCCGUUUCCAACGCAGGAGGAGGAAACAGUGAAAACUCUGCCUGGCUCCAGAGCACCAGUCGCUGUGAUAGAGCAAUGAGUAGCAGCAGCUCGUACCUCCAGAGCUCCAAAUACGAAUCCUUGUUCAACUCGACCACGGACUUUUAUCAGUCCUUGUCGCCGGUGCUGAGUAGCACGUUUAAUUCCUCUCAGAUGAGCUAUGAAAACGCUUACACCAUCUGGGACUACCUAAAUGUCGCCAUGAUCCACAACUCAUCCAGCAACUUCCCAUCGGCUGGCCUGGUGACCGACGAUGUCAAGCAAAAGCUUCGCCUUUUGGCCAGCAUUCACGAAUUUGACUUGGCAUAUAAUAGCUCUGAACAGAUCCGUGCCGUAGCCGGCGCCAUCCUUGCAGGCGAAGUACUCUCUGCACUGAACGAGACCGUCACAUCCGACAGCUCAUCCAAACUGCACGUCCAGUUUGGUGCGUAUGGCACUUUUCUUUCCUAUUUUGGUCUGACAGAGCUCCCUUUUGCCGACUCGGACUUUUAUGGAUUACCGGACUAUGCCUCGUCUAUGGUGUGGGAACUGGUGACCAAUUCCACGGAUGAGAGUUUUCCGGCAACGUCUGAGAUCAGCGUGCGCUUCCUGUUCCACAACGGCACCUUGGAUGGCAGUAUCGACCCGGUCGCUUUCCCCCUCUUCGGACAGUCAAGCACUCUGCUAUCAUGGUCCGAUUUUGUCAACUAUACCAAGAAUUUUGCGAUACUUUCUCAGGACCAGUGGUGUCAAGAGUGCGGAAACACAACGGGCAUCUGUGCGAACACUGUUACCACACCUGAUGGCAAGAGCGACUCUUCUGCAAGCACAAGCACCAGUCACAGGAGAAAUCCAUUGUCUUUGAGCGUUGCCGGUGUGAUUGGAGCAAUGGUCACCCUCGGCCUCAUCGCUAGCUUUGGAGCUUUAAGUCUGCUUUUCAACAAGCUGAGGCUCUCAAGCAAACAAGCAGGUACUUCUGAGCCCGCGCAAAAUUUCCCUGCUCUGCCUCGUAUUAGUGAAGAGUUUCGAAAGUUAGAUCCAAUCAGACUGGAUUGGAGACAUCCACGAGCAUAAGGUGCUCUGAAUGUCCAGUCUAGAUGGCAAGGGAAGACAGAUCGCAUCCCAGUCAAACGCUCAGUAUUCUGGUUAAUCUAUUCAAUCCGAAAAUUCUAAACAAAU
Molecule: messenger RNA, 1890 nt
Organism: Penicilliopsis zonata CBS 506.65
Lineage: Eukaryota; Fungi; Ascomycota; Eurotiomycetes; Eurotiales; Aspergillaceae
Exons: 1
Coding region: 283-1785 (500 amino acids)
Biological process (GO): dephosphorylation
Molecular function (GO): phosphatase activity
Source: RefSeq, a predicted model, not a curated record